Ochotona curzoniae (black-lipped pika) is the source of this 4165-nucleotide messenger RNA. It is a transcript of the gene MORC3, whose product is annotated as MORC family CW-type zinc finger 3. The transcript has 17 exons. Bases 39 to 2861 code for a protein of 940 amino acids. Gene Ontology annotation, cellular component: PML body; nucleus. NCBI's taxonomy places the organism in Eukaryota, Metazoa, Chordata, Mammalia, Lagomorpha, Ochotonidae. Gene Ontology annotation, molecular function: ATP hydrolysis activity; zinc ion binding. The record is from RefSeq and is a predicted model, not a curated record.
GCAGCGGAGGCCGGUCCCGGCUUUGUAGCUGGCUCAAGAUGGCGGCGCAGCCACCCAGCGGGAUCCGCCUCAGCGCGCUUUGUCCGAAGUUUUUACACACAAAUUCUACCAGUCACACGUGGCCAUUCAGUGCAGUUGCUGAAUUAAUAGAUAAUGCUUAUGAUCCUGAUGUGAAUGCUAAACAGAUAUGGAUUGACAAAACAGUGAUAAAUGAGCGUAUAUGCUUGACAUUUACUGACAACGGGAAUGGUAUGACUUCAGAUAAAUUACAUAAAAUGCUGAGCUUUGGUUUCAGCGACAAAGUCACCAUGAAUGGUCAUGUGCCAGUUGGAUUGUACGGGAAUGGCUUCAAGUCCGGUUCUAUGCGUUUGGGUAGAGAUGCAAUCGUUUUUACCAAAAACGGAGAAAGCAUGAGCGUCGGCUUCUUGUCUCAGACCUACUUGGAAGCCAUAAAAGCAGAGCAUGUUGUUGUCCCGAUAGUGGCAUUCAACAAAGACCGGCAGAUGAUUAAUUUAACAGAAUCGAAAGCGAGCCUUGCUGCAAUUCUGAAACAUUCUUUGUUUUCUACGGAGCAAAAGUUACUGGCAGAGCUUGAUGCUAUCAUGGGCAAGAAGGGGACAAGGAUCAUCAUUUGGAAUCUGAGAAGCUACAAAAAUGCAACAGAGUUUGAUUUUGACAAGGAUAAAUAUGACAUCCGGAUUCCUGAGGAUUUGGAUGAGGCGACUGGCAAAAAGGGAUACAAGAAGCAGGAGCGAGUGGACCAGAUUGCCCCCGAAAGCGACUAUUCCCUGAGGGCUUACUGCAGUAUCUUGUAUCUGAAGCCAAGGAUGCAGAUCAUCCUUCGCGGGCAGAAAGUGAAGACGCAGCUCGUGUCCAAGAGCCUUGCCUACAUCGAACGGGAUGUUUAUCGGCCCAAAUUUUUAACUAAAACAGUGAGAAUUACUUUUGGAUUCAACUGCAGAAAUAAGGAUCAUUAUGGGAUAAUGAUGUAUCACAGAAACAGACUCAUCAAAGCUUAUGAAAAAGUUGGAUGUCAGUUAAGGGCAAACAACAUGGGUGUUGGAGUAGUUGGAAUUAUAGAAUGUAAUUUCCUUAAGCCAACUCAUAAUAAGCAAGAUUUUGAUUACACCAAUGAAUACAGGCUUACAAUACAAGCACUGGGAGACAAACUGAAUGAUUAUUGGAAUGAAAUGAAAGUGAAGAAAAAUUCAGAAUAUCCUCUAAAUUUGCCAGUUGAAGAUAUACAGAAACGUCCUGAUCAGACAUGGGUUCAGUGUGAUUCCUGUCUAAAGUGGCGAAAAUUACCAGAUGGGAUAGAUCAACUUCCAGAAAAAUGGUAUUGCUCCAAUAACCCUGACCCGCAGUUCAGAAAUUGUGAAGUUCCAGAAGAACCUGAAGAUGAGGAUCUGGUGCAUCCCACCUACGAAAAGACCUACAAAAAGAGCAACAAGGAAAAGUUCAGGAUCAGGCAACCAGAAUUAAUUUCUCGGCAGAUUAAUACUGAACUGCUAUUUCGGACACCCCCCACUUCAAGUCGAAGCUUUUCUCCUGCAAAGGAAAGUGUUCCAAGGGGACAUCUUUCAGAGGCAACAAAUCCUUACACAACACGGCUCAUAAAUAAUCAUCGUGUCUCACCCCUGUCUGACCCGGAGAGCAGCAGCUUGAAACGAAAACUUCCAGUUCGCUCAUCAAUUUUGAAUGUUAAGAGUCGACGAUUGAGUAAUCCAGUAUUUGAAAAUUCAGCUCGUAAAGAUGAUGAUGAUGAAGAUGUCAUCAUUUUAGAAGAAAACAGUACGCCGAAACCUGCAGUGGACCACGAUGUUGAGGUGAAGUCAGAACAGAGCCGUGUGGAAGAAAGGGCUGUGGAAGUGCAUCUCGUGGGUAGCACUGAACCUUGUGGCCUGACCAGUUUGGCCAGCACCUCGGCGUCCAGAUGUGAUCAGGGAACUGCUGCAGCCACUCAGACCGAAGUCCCAAGCUUAGUGGUGAAAAAGGAAGAAAGUGUUGAACAUGAGAUAAGUGUCACCGGUGACGCAGUGGCACUGCCCUCCUGUGCAGAAGCUGAAGCCAGUGGACAGGAGACGCAGGAAGCUUUGGAUAAGCCGCCAGACGACACCGGCUGCCAGUUGCAUGAAUUGAGAAAUGAACUGCUGCUAGUCUCUCAAGAAAAAGAGAAUUACAAAAGUCAGUGUCAAGUGUUUACUGACCAAAUCAAAGUGUUACAACAGAAGAUACUAGAACUGAGUGACAAGUGUGUGAAGAAGGAAACUUGUCAUCAGUCUACUGAAACGGAUGCUGUAUUUUUAGUUGAAAGUAUUAAUGGCAAAUCUGAAAGUCCAGACCAUAUAGUAUCUCAGUAUCAGCAAGCUUUGGAAGAAAUAGAAAGGCUGAAAAAACAGUAUAGUGCUUUGCAACAUGUCAAGACUGAAUGCAGCCACUGUUCCAAUAGUGAGAGUAAAAGUGAAAUGGAUGAAAUGGCUGUGCAGCUUGACGAUGUGUUUAGACAGCUGGACAAAUGCAGUGUUGAGCGAGAUCGCUUUAAAAGUGAGGUUGAAUUAUUGGAAAUGGAAAAGUCACAAAUUCGUUCACAGUGUGAACAACUCAAAGCUGAAAUUGAACAGUUAAAAUCUACAAAUCAACACACGGGAGCAGAUGUUUCAACUUCAAGCAACAUUGAAGAGGCUGUCAAUUACACGGAUGGGGAAAGCCUCAAGCUGCGGUCUCUGCGCGUGAACGUGGGCCAGCUGCUGGCUAUGAUCGUGCCUGACCUCGACCUGCAGCAAGUCAAUUACGACGUCGACGUGGUGGAUGAGAUUCUAGGGCAGGUGGUCGAACAAAUGAGCGAGAUCAGUAGUACUUAAAAGUAUAAUUUACGUGAUGUAAUAAAAGUAUUUCCUGAAUGCUUUUGGUUGUACAGCUUUCAAAAUAUAAAAUGUUGUUUUUUAGCUAUGAUGGGUAACAGACUGAAGACCAUAGUCAUUACUGUAUUCUAUGCACCUGAAUGUGGUCACACACUGUGGACACAUCAUGCUUUCUGAGACUCAAAGAGCUGUUGGUAUGGAGUGGCUGAAUAGCUAAACUCUUGAUUCUGUUUUAAUGUAAAUAUUUGUAAUUAAGUCAGCACAUAUUUUUUUACUGCCCUAAAGUACUUAAUUGUUUUUCACCAAGAGCUUUCCCAGUUGCCUCUAAGCUUUGUGCAAUUUUUCUGGUUCCCCAGAGUGUAUUUUUCUCUGAACUAAGGGCUGUGCCAUAAAUACAAAUGAAAAUGUUAGGUUUGCUUUUCUUACAAAGGAACUUAUGUGGGGUUUUUAAAUAAUAGAACUCCUGAUAAGACUCUGGGUAUACACAAAUGAGCAUUAAUUCAUUUUUUUUCUAUAAAUUCUUAUCUUCUGAAAUCUUUUAUUCAAGAAAAUAAGGUAAGUGAGAAGUGACUCCAUUUUGCCAGGAUUUUUCUUGUGCUCGGAUUGCUAAUCAUGAUUAAACACAAAGUGUUUUUGUAGAACAAAGAAAUGAUCUUUAGUAUAUAAAAAGUAUUGAAAAUAUUAAAUGACUACAAGUUUACUUUGAAGCCCAUUUUUGGCUGUGUAGUCAGCAUGAAGUGGGCAUGAUAAUUAUUAAAUAUUUCUUUUUGUGAAAUUUCCUGUACAGCCUUUUGUAGGAUACCACAGGUUAAAGCGAGUUGAGGAAGACUGUCUUUCUCCAGCAGAACUACAUACCUUUUAUUAUAUUACAGACUGAAGUGUUGUAUUUCCUGGCGUUCAGGAGCAACUGCCUAGGAUGUAGUAUUACAUGCUAUAAAUAUUAUGCUUUAUUGGUUUCCAUGUUUUGUGCAAUUUUAUUGAGUAUAAAAGUGUAUAUAUAAUUAAGAAUUGUAUUUUCCACAGCUAAAAUGUACAUUAUUUUUCCCAAAGUUUUAUUGUUGCUAUUUAUUUUUACUUUUGUUACUGGACAUUCAUAUGUAUCAUUUGUAUGUGUGCUUAAUUAAAUCUCAUCUACAGUUAAAUUUUUAAUGUACAUUAAAAGCAAAUAAAUGAAGAUUGUUUUUAUUUGCUUGAUAAAGUAAUUGAAAGUGUAUUUUUGGUAUGAAGCUGGUUUUCUGUCUCAAUUACAACUUCCCAGAUUUUAAGAUAUCUUGUAAAAAAAAAUAAAAAUAUAUGGUGGCUAA